AUGUCACGACAAGAUUGGUUCACAGGUCCAGUAUGUGGGACUGACAAUUGUCGAUCACGAAUUUAUAGAAAUCAGGAUGGGUUGACAAUAUGUAAAUUCGGACAUGUGUUGGAAGGGGCGGUGGAGUACAACGAUGAUCCAGAAGCAGGAGGAAUAGUUCAAACUAGAAGAUUAAACACAAUUUCGUUUGAUGAAAGAGGGCAGUUGUCUAGUGCUGUUAUUUCCAAUUCACAAAACAUCAAACCAAGACUGGACCGACUAUAUGGUGAAGAUGCCGUGACUUUGUAUUAUAGGUGUUUCCAAAUUCUAUUGAAAAAAGAAUUGGAUAUUUUUAUUGACUUAUUUUUCAGUGAAGGUAUAAGACAUGAUUUGACGUUGAUUGUGAAAAACAACUGGGCGAAAGUAUUAUCAACUGACGAACUUCAAGAGACUCAUCCGAAACGACAAGUCUUGGAUACGUUAGAUUUGAUUUGCAUGAUUUAUAUUUCGGCUCUCCAAUUACAAGCAUAUCCUAUUUAUAUCCCUGACUUGAUAGAUAACAUUAAAUCAAAUGCAAUUCCAUAUAUAAGAACCCUUCAUUUGAUUCCCAAACACAUGUUAGACCAAUUGCCUACCGUGUAUCAUAAUAGAUUGCAACCUUAUUCUUUACCGGAGAACGGCCAGAUAUAUAAACGCUUACAAACCGCAGGGUCAAGAACUGUUGGAGCGACUUUAAAAAUACCGACAAGUUUUUAUUUUCCAUUUAUGUUCCGAGUAUUGUCUGAGCAUUUUUUAUUGGUUAAUGCAGUUGAUUUAUUCUUGUCUGCGUUCAACUUAUUAAAAUCUGCGCUGUAUUUUGAAAUUAGUUUCCGAACCAAAAAGUUCAUCCAAAAGUUCCCAGAGAUUCAUAUUUCGUCGGUACUAAUAAUACUAAUUAGGGAGAAUUUUCGAAGUAACGAUGACUUGAAAUCUUGGUUAUAUGAAUUGAACAAAUAUGAACAGAACAAUGAAUACAAUUCAGGUGGCACCUCAUUACUAAAUUGGUCUGACAACAAAGUUGAAAAAUAUUGCGAUUGGAUAUAUGAUAACCUUAUACCAAAGAAAGCCAAGUUGAACGACGAUAAUACAGAGGCUUUAAAUACUAUGGAAAAGAGGUUGUUCCAGAUUUUCAGUCUAGAGAACGAUAUAGAGAGUACGCCACAAAAAACAAAUGAAACUUCAUUGUACCUUGCCUUACGAAAUAUAAUGAAGGGCAGUGAGUUGAAAGAAAGAGGUGAUUUUCAAGCAUUGGAUGUGAAACUUGAUGCAAAGCUAUCAAAUCUAUUGGGUCUCUAG
Messenger RNA from Candida dubliniensis CD36, 1314 nucleotides. RefSeq lists its product as uncharacterized. Lineage: Eukaryota; Fungi; Ascomycota; Pichiomycetes; Serinales; Debaryomycetaceae. The coding region runs from base 1 to 1314 and encodes 437 amino acids. Gene Ontology annotation, biological process: RNA polymerase I preinitiation complex assembly; nucleolar large rRNA transcription by RNA polymerase I. Gene Ontology annotation, molecular function: RNA polymerase I core promoter sequence-specific DNA binding. The transcript has a single exon. Gene Ontology annotation, cellular component: RNA polymerase transcription factor SL1 complex; RNA polymerase I core factor complex. The record is from RefSeq and is a predicted model, not a curated record.